AUGACAACUCUGCGAGACGAAACGCCAGCUCUCCCUUCCACCCCGACCUCAAGCGUCGAGAACCCGGACCUCGCACUCGACGCCGACCUUGAGAAGCAGCUUGAAGGCUCCGUAGGGCAGUCUUCGACGCACGACGGGGCCGCAUCAACUGACGUCGUCGUCAAAGGCGGCGAGCUCGUUAACGGCCGGCUGCCGCACGACGACCCGCUCAAUCCAGCUUCCUGGCCAACCGGCAAGAAGAUUGCAAUCAACUCCCAGAUCGUCGAUAUCGUACUCUGCGUCUGGGUACUCUCCCUCACCUACGCUUCGACCGCCUAUGUCGCCUCACUGCCCGCCUUGAUGAAGCGCUUCGACGUCAGCCAGGAACUCGCCAUUGCCGGUGUGACCUUCACCGUUCUCGGAUUCGCAGCAGGACCUCUGCUGUGCGCUCCUUCGUCUGAGCUCUACGCUUUCUCCUGGGGAGCCGCCUUCGCAAACAACAUCGGCGCCCUCCUCGUCUUCCGGUUCUUGAUUGGCUUCUUCGCCUCGGCGAGCAUCAAUAACGUUCCUGCGUCCAUUGGCGACUUUACCGUUCCUCGGACUCGAGGACCCUUUACCGUUCUCUAUGCUAUGUGCGCCUUCGGUGGGCCGUCGAUCGGACCCUUGCUUUCCGCUUUCAUCGAGAACGAUGCUGGCUUCCGCUGGAACCUCCGCGUCAUGGCCAUCUUUUCGACGGUCACCUCGAUCCUCGUCGCCUUCGUUCCGGAAACGCAUCAUCCUACCCUCCACCGCUGGCGACUCGCGAAGGAGGCGUCGGUCGAGGUCAAGUCUGGUGGAUGGCGAGUUAUUCUCGGCGUGUACAAGCAGGCGCUCGCUCGGCCGUUCGUCUUCCUCUUCACCGAACCCGUCGUGCUGUUCGUGUCGAUCUAUCUGAGCGUGCUUUACGGCGUCCUCUAUGGCUUCUUCGAAGCCUUCACCGUCGUCUGGCUCGAGAAGAGGCACUUCUCCAUCACCUCUUACGGCCUCACCUACAUCUCGCUCGGCCUCGGCUUCCUCGUCGGCGCAGUCGGCCUGAUCCUCGUAUCGACCAAAGCGUACACCAAGGCCCUCGCUGCUGCUCAAGCGCGCGGUCAAACAACAAUCCCAGCCGAGGCGAGGCUGACGCUCGGCUACCCGGGCGCUAUCACCGUUCCUCUCUCCCUGUUCCUCUUUGCUUUCACCGCGCCGUACCCUCACGUCCACUGGAUCGUGCCCUGCAUCGCCGAGUUCUUCUUCGGCUUGGGCGUCCUGCUCGUCUUCACGGCGUUCAUACCUUACUUGACGGACGUCUACCAAACGCACGCCGCGUCCGCUCUCGCGGCGGGUAUGGCUUCUCGUGCGCUCAUCGGCAGCGUCUUCCCCCUCUUCGCCCUCCAGCUCUACCACGCCGCGACCGUUCAAGGCGCAACCUGCCUCUUCGCCGGCAUCGCGUGCAUCCUCGCGCCCAUUCCUUUCGUGUUCAAGAGGAAGGGGCCGGAGCUGCGGCGGAGGAGCAAGUUUGCCGCUUAG
Rhodotorula toruloides NP11 is the source of this 1527-nucleotide messenger RNA. RefSeq names its product MFS transporter. The record is from RefSeq and is a predicted model, not a curated record. Gene Ontology annotation, molecular function: transmembrane transporter activity. NCBI's taxonomy places the organism in Eukaryota, Fungi, Basidiomycota, Microbotryomycetes, Sporidiobolales, Sporidiobolaceae. The coding region runs from base 1 to 1527 and encodes 508 amino acids. Gene Ontology annotation, biological process: transmembrane transport. The transcript is spliced from 14 exons.